GGUAUAAAGGUUCUUCAUGAUCUCCCGAACGCUGCCGUCGACGUCUGCUUUGUCCAUGGCCUGACCGGUAAUCGUGACUCGACCUGGACCGCCAAAGGACAGCCUCAGCCUUGGUCACAAGCCCUUCUCCCAUCAAGACUUUGCAGAUCACGCGUCCUGACCUAUGGAUAUGAUGCCUACGUCACCCGCGGACUAGGUACAGUUGCAUCAUCCAACAGAUUGACCGACCACGCUUCGAAUUUUUUGAAUGAUCUGACAACGAAUGGGGCAGCUGAUGAUGCGCUCUGGAGGCCGCUUAUUUUUGUUGCUCACAGCCUUGGUGGUCUCGUUUGUAAAGAGAUGAUUUUGGCUUCAAGGAAUAACCCUGAAUCACAUCUCAAAGCCGUCUUUGCCGCAACAAAAGGAAUCAUUUUCAUGGGCACUCCGCACACUGGGAGGUGGAUGGCUGACUGGGCUUCUAUCCCUGCAGAGGCCCUUGGCGUUAUCAUCUCAACCAAUAAGUCAUUGCUCAAGGUCCUACAAACAAAUGAUCCAUUUCUCAAGUCUAUUCAACACCGGUUUCUGGCCAUGAUUCGAGAUAUUCCGAGCAGCGGCAGCAGCAUCAAAAUUACCUGC
Cladophialophora psammophila CBS 110553 is the source of this 615-nucleotide messenger RNA. RefSeq lists its product as uncharacterized. NCBI's taxonomy places the organism in Eukaryota, Fungi, Ascomycota, Eurotiomycetes, Chaetothyriales, Herpotrichiellaceae. The transcript has a single exon. The annotation marks the transcript as partial. The record is from RefSeq and is a predicted model, not a curated record.